This is a messenger RNA of Talaromyces marneffei, 1269 nucleotides long. RefSeq lists its product as uncharacterized. The transcript has 3 exons. Bases 1 to 1269 code for a protein of 422 amino acids. Gene Ontology annotation, biological process: vacuolar protein processing; regulation of vacuole fusion, non-autophagic; protein phosphorylation. NCBI's taxonomy places the organism in Eukaryota, Fungi, Ascomycota, Eurotiomycetes, Eurotiales, Trichocomaceae. The record is from RefSeq and is a predicted model, not a curated record. Gene Ontology annotation, molecular function: ATP binding; protein serine/threonine kinase activity. Gene Ontology annotation, cellular component: cytoplasm; Golgi apparatus.
AUGGCGCAGUACUUUUUUGACCUUCUUUACACCUUCACGGAUUGCAUGUGCUGCUUUCCUAGUUCUCCACAGCUGAAAAUCAACAACCGUAGCUUCAAGCUACUCCGGCUACUGGGUGAGGGAGGGUUUUCCUAUGUCUACUUGGUCCAAGACAAAAGUACCUCUGAAUUGUUCGCCUUGAAGAAAAUACGAUGUCCAUUCGGCCAAGAAUCCGUGUCGCAAGCGCUGAAAGAAGUGGAGGCGUACAGCCUUUUCACACCGAAUCCCUAUAUUAUUCAGUCUUAUGACCAUUGCGUGGUGAACGAAUCAGCGAACAAAUUCCGAGGUGGUGACGAUUCAAGUUCCAAAACUGUCUAUAUUCUUCUUCCCUACUAUCAGCGCGGCAACCUCCAAGAUGCCAUCAACGCGAACCUCGUCAAUCAUACCAGUUUCCCCGAGAAGGAAUUGAUGACGCUUAUGCUGGGUGUUGCCAAAGCCCUGAAAGCUAUGCAUCAAUAUAGAGUGAAGAGUGGUUCUGCAUCUACCCGUCAAGCCAGGGGUGUGCGGAUAGAAGGGGAAGAAGCGGAUGAAGAGCUGUCGAGGAAAGUUGGAAAACCGAAACGAAGAAAUACGCAUGGCAUGGAUGAGGAUGUUGAGCAGGAACCGUUGAUGGAUGAUGAGGUGACUCGCAGUCAGGAAGGUGUGGGUGAAGGAGAAUUCCGACCUUAUGCCCACCGAGAUAUCAAACCUGGAAACAUUAUGAUUGACGACGACGGAAGAACGCCAAUUCUGAUGGACUUGGGCUCCCUUGCCCCAAGCCCGAUUGCAAUUACGUCACGAUCUCUCGCCUUGGCAGUACAAGAUACGGCGGCAGAGCACAGCACGAUGCCAUACCGAGCACCCGAGUUAUUCGACGUGAAGACUGGCUCCAUCAUCGACACCAAAGUCGACAUUUGGUCGCUUGGCUGCACCCUUUAUGCCUGCUUAGUCGGCAAAAGCCCGUUCGAAGCCCGAAGCGAGGAAACCGGAGGUAGCUUGAGCAUGUGCGUUCUAGGUGGUGAUUGGCGAUUCCCAGAUGAAAACGCUAGCAGUGCUAAAGGAAAGGCCAAAUCUAACACUCCUGCUGCAUCCGGAUCGUCACAGUCUUCUGGCGAAGGCGGGAUCAGUGAGUCCGUCAAGGAUAUUGUCCGGAAAUGCCUGCAGGUUGAACCUGCUGAGCGGCCGGAUAUUGAUGAGCUCAUUCAACUCAUUCAAGACGCGAUCAAGUCAUUACCUGACGGACCGGAGUAG